Messenger RNA from Mangifera indica (mango), 2003 nucleotides. Its product is annotated as shaggy-related protein kinase theta-like. The record is from RefSeq and is a predicted model, not a curated record. Gene Ontology annotation, molecular function: protein serine/threonine kinase activity; ATP binding. NCBI's taxonomy places the organism in Eukaryota, Viridiplantae, Streptophyta, Magnoliopsida, Sapindales, Anacardiaceae. The transcript is spliced from 13 exons. Gene Ontology annotation, biological process: protein phosphorylation; signal transduction. Bases 243 to 1652 code for a protein of 469 amino acids. Gene Ontology annotation, cellular component: cytoplasm.
UAAGGUAUAGGGAGAGGAAGGGGGAGAGGGACUGGGAGGAGGGAGAGGUGAGGGAUUUUUGUCUGUCUUUGCUAUUCUCUGGUUGAUUUUGCUCUACAAUUUUCUUUUGUACUCGGAGGAAGAGAGAGAAAUUCGAUUGUUUCUCUCUCUUCUUGUGAAUCGAUUUCUUUUUUUUCUAAAUUUUCGAAAAUUUUAUUUUCAUUGAAGGAAGGGGAAGAUAUUAGGGUUUGUACAAAGAAAUCAUGAAUGUGAUGCGUCGGCUGAAGAGCAUUGCUUCUGGUCGUACUUCUAUCUCUUCCGAUCCUGGUGGGGAUUCUGGCAUAAAGAGGGCAAAGGUUGAUAAAGAAACGGAGGGGGAUGGGAGAAAAAAUAUGGUUGAGAGAAGUUCCACCAGUCUAGAGCAGCAUAUGGCUUCUACAUCUCUGGAGCCUCAUGCCAGUACAUCCAAUAUCUCUGCAGUUGCUAGAACAGAAAGAUCGGGCUAUGAUCAGUUACCUAAGGAAAUGCAUGAGAUGAGAAUUAGAGAUGACAGAAAUGCCAACCAUGAUGAUAAGCAGGAUAUGGAACCAUCUGUUGUGAAUGGUAAAGGAACAGAAGCUGGUCAGAUAAUUGCUACGACAGUGGGUGGUCGAAAUGGACAACCAAAGCAGACAAUCUCUUUUAUGGCAGAGCGUGUUGUUGGCACUGGUUCCUUUGGUGUUGUCUUUCAGGCUAAGUGUCUGGAAACAGGAGAUUCAGUUGCAAUAAAGAAGGUGCUGCAGGAUAAAAGAUACAAAAAUAGGGAACUCCAGAUUAUGCGCGUACUUGACCACCCUAAUGUUGUUCAACUGAAGCACUGUUUCCUUUCAACUACUGAAAAAGAUCAGCUGUACCUUAAUCUUGUCUUAGAGUAUAUAUCUGAAACCGUCUACCGUGUUUCAAAGCAUUAUAGCAGAAUGAACCAACAUGUGCCCAUCAUUUAUGUGCAGCUGUAUACAUACCAGAUAUGUCGUGGUUUGAAUUAUUUGCACCAUGUUGUUGGAGUGUGCCAUCGUGAUAUUAAGCCACAGAAUUUACUGGUGAAUCCCCACACUCACCAGCUAAAGAUUUGUGAUUUCGGGAGUGCAAAGAUGUUGGUGCCAGGUGAACCCAACAUAUCAUACAUAUGCUCAAGAUAUUAUAGGGCCCCAGAACUUAUAUUUGGGGCUACAGAAUACACCACUGCUAUUGAUAUAUGGUCCGUCGGUUGUGUCUUGGCUGAGCUUCUUCUUGGACAGCCACUGUUUCCUGGGGAGAGUGGAGUUGAUCAGCUGGUGGAAAUUAUUAAGAUUUUGGGGACACCAACCAGAGAAGAAAUUAAGUGCAUGAAUCCCAACUACACUGAAUUUAAAUUUCCCCAGAUCAAAGCUCAUCCAUGGCACAAGAUAUUUCAUAAGCGAAUGCCCCCUGAAGCAGUGGAUCUUGUGUCACGCUUGCUGCAAUAUUCACCAAACCUACGUUGUACUGCUUUGGAGGCAUGUGCACAUCCCUUCUUUGAUGAUUUGAGAGACCCAAAUGCAUGCCUACCUAAUGGGCGACCUCUACCUCCUCUUUUCAACUUCACGGCACAAGAAUUGGCCGGUGCAUCUACUGAACUGCAACAGCGACUCAUUCCGGAGCAUCUCAGAAAAUAAAACAGUAUUCAAGUUCAGUUACACCUGUAGGCAAUGUUAAUCAGUUUUUGGAUGUGUAGUUGCCACAAACCAUCUCAUCCUGGCGUGGUCUGGGUGUUACAUCAUCUAUAUUCUUUAAUCGCUUUAUGGCUGGCUGGGAGGCUACUCAGGGAUUCAAUCGGAUCUGCAGACACAAUUGUAUUGUAGAUGGAAUGUGAUUAAACGGCAAGGAGGUUUGACAAUUUAUUUAUAACAUUGUGAUUUGCUGAAGUUGUGAAAGAAAUUUAUCUACAAAAUUGUUAUCUUUGUCAUAUGUAAGUUUUACCAGUGUUCAUUACGGAGAUCAAUUUAUCAAAUAGAUGAAUUAGGGCG